This is a messenger RNA of Hypoxylon fragiforme, 876 nucleotides long. RefSeq lists its product as uncharacterized. Bases 147 to 710 code for a protein of 187 amino acids. Lineage: Eukaryota; Fungi; Ascomycota; Sordariomycetes; Xylariales; Hypoxylaceae. The transcript has 3 exons. The record is from RefSeq and is a predicted model, not a curated record.
ACAGUUGAAACACAUGAGUCUGACUUGACCUAGAUAUGUAGCACAAGCUUGGAAAGCGCAGGAAAUCCCCGGCCCCUUUACCCCUCCCCCAGGGGCGGAAAUCGACGAGGAAAAAUGAGUAUGGCAUUUACACCAAAUGCUCAUAUAUGUUGCAGCUCACCAUCAGCAGCCUCGUGACUCGUAUCUUGCUAUUCUGCACAACCGAAGAGGCCAAGCCUCUUCUACCUAAAGUGCUGUCCGUUGAAAAAGCAUCCCAGGGCAUAUACAAGUUCUUCCUGGUGGAAGAUCACGUGACAGAAGCCCCUGAAGACCCCCGCGAUAGUGCUAGCAUGUUCAGGUCAGAGUUGAACACCGAAGAAAGUUUUGAGACGGAGUUCAUCAACGCAUCCGAGGAGGAUUGCCAGGACUGGGCAGUUCAGCGGAUGGCGCGGUUCCAAUUCAUCGAGCAAGACAUCAUUGCUAUCUUGGACAAGGAGUCUGUCGCUCACGAGUCUGUCGCUCACGAGUCCGUCUUGGUCAAGUACCACUACCAACAUCUUCACGAACUUCAUUCAGCUCUACUAAAUAUGGCGCCCGAUGUUGUCUAUCCGAUAUAUUUUGGACGCAAGGAGGAACUCACGGACGAGAAUGGGAUCUUUGAUGUUGAGAGGGCUAUGAAGUUGAGCACUGACCCUUGCGACGACGACGGUGUUGAAGAAAGAAGUGAAUAACUACCUAGAUUAGUGGAAGGACAAGACUGGGAUAACUAUGUCUAUUUCCAAGACAAUGCCAGAUCGCAUAUGUACGAUUUACCUACAUAAUACUAAAGCUUCAAGCUUCAAGCUUCAAGUAGUUCAAGCUUCUCAUUGGACAAUUAAUCGCUACAGGCAGGUGCCG